Molecule: messenger RNA, 2078 nt
Organism: Durotheca rogersii
Lineage: Eukaryota; Fungi; Ascomycota; Sordariomycetes; Xylariales; Xylariaceae
Exons: 1
Coding region: 459-1721 (420 amino acids)
Molecular function (GO): protein binding
Source: RefSeq, a predicted model, not a curated record
CGGAAAUUCUCUAUAUGUUUUUUCACGUACUCUGUGAAGAUGGCUACAAGCUGCCUCUAGAGUUCUCGCAAACACCCCUCGGCCUACUCGUGUCAGAAGAUGACACUCCGGAACGGCGGUUGCGCCUGGGAUUCGGCGACCCAGCUGCGGUUGUGGCGGCCCUUGAUCUUCUGCUGGAUCUCCAACCCGGUUUUGAAGCGGCCGUCUUAGGGUCAGUCAUCCGUCACGAUCACGAGUAUUUGUUCCAGCAUUUAAUACUCAAUCGGCACUGGGAUGUUGAAACUCGUUGGCACGGCCUGACCUGUCUACACACGGCAGUUCUGUACAGCCGUAAACGGAUUGCCCAACUCCUACUCUCCCAAGGUGCUCGCCCCGAUGCACUCACACUCAGGAGAAGACUUACCUGCUUGCAUCUGAUAACGCUUGUCGGCGGUGAUCGACACCAGGAAGAGAUAGAAAUGGUGGAGGUGCUGCGUCCAUAUUCAGUCCCUAUCGAUGCGAGAGAGCGCUGCUACGGUCUGACAGCACUACAUCUUGCGGUGCGGAAUCAGAAAAUACGCCUGAUACCGGUGCUCCUUGGUCUUGGAGCCGACCCUUGCAUCUUCGUGCACGAUCAAUUGGACCUUCUAGCAGAGGGCAGAUCAGGAUGCUUAAAGGUUUCAUCAUCUCGGCUUCGACGCUUAACGGAAGACGUCACGAUUCUUGGUGAGGUCCUUUUACAGUGCAACCAGGACGAGUUCUACCCACUUCCGUUCGUUGAAGAGCUUUUACGUCUGUUCUUAACUCAUGGUAAAGAUAAUACAUCCGUUACAGGAGCAUCGCAACUGUACAUUGACUCGGCGCGAACUACGUCAAUUCUACAUAUUAUGGCCAUGAUUCCUUUCCCGGAACCACUUUGCAUUUUUCAACAAGCGCAAUCCUGCCUUUUUGAUACAUCCAUCGACCUUUGCGACCUUCACGGAGACACGCCUCUCCAUUAUGCCUGCAUGUCCCGCCGUCCUCGCAAUGUCGCAGCGCUGAUCGAGAUGGGAGCUAAUCCAUCCCUCUCGAACACUGUCGGUUUAGACGCCGUAUCGGCAAUGAUUUUCUCCUCAAUUGUUUUAGGACCUUUUAUCUGCGGCUUCCAACGUACAAGCCACGGUGAGGCUGACCGCUCAACCAAAGACACAUUGGACCGAGAGAGACAGUCAGCUCGGGAGUUAUAUCACCAAAAACAAUACAAUAAAAGAUUCACGUCUAGGAAAGGAGGCGAGAGGGAAGCCAUGGUGGAUAUCCUCAAGCUCCUUAAAUCUCACGGCCGUGAGGUUGACAGCAACUUUCGGAAACUAGCCUUGGCCUGGUGCUCGCUCGGGGACGACAACGAAGAGCUCUAUCUUCGCACUGUUCCUCUUGAGCCACACCCGGAAGAGCGUUCUCGACCACCUCAAGCCGACCCAGAAAGGGAGGCAGGUCUUCAUCUACGCAACCAUGUACGCUCGGCUUGCAAGAAAGAGCAGAAUUCAAUAGACGCUACUCCAGGAAUAAAUCUCGUUGAUAUUCCAACGAAGUUGUCACGACAAUACAUCAUGCAUAGGGCAGAAUCGGAAUCUUUCAUGAUCUGUCAUCAUACUGGGUACCGGGAAACAACUACUUUGACUGAUGACUUUUUCGGCAGCCGAAGGCGAAUAGAACUCUCUAAUAUGCUCAUCGGCGGUCGGCCUUUCUUUGUAACCUAUGGGUGAGUGGGUUGGAGGCAUCCCUUAAGAAAUACUCAUAGGUAAUCUAUUUCUCCAAGGGUCACAGUGUAACAGAGCGGAAACAUUAAAGGGAUCGAAGGCACGACGAUAAGUGUGCGAAAAUAUUGGCGGCUAUUGCGAAGGAUGCAGAGCACUGUUAGGAGGGUUGGACGGGAGGAACAUUGACUAUUGGCUUAACUCACUACCGAGAAUGGUUGAAGAUGAAGUAGACGCCGAUGGGAGCUGGUUCUUGUGGAAGUUUCUGCACUGCCUACCAAAUUCGGCGGCUUUUAUAUAUGGAAUUACAUGUUCGGAGUAAAGCAAAUCCGUGUGAUCAGAAGUAAGGCUGUCGCAGCAUCUGCC